UCUAAACCCUGGAUAAACCCUAGUUCUAAUCAGCCCCCCAUUCUAUUUGUGAGCCAUGAAUUUACAGUUCAGAGCAAAAUUAUUCGGCCGAAUCCGCCUCUCCUCCCUCUCUUCCCUCCUUCAAUCGAAUUCCUAUGCCACCUCAAAAACCCCCAAACCCUUCAACCCUAAUCCCCCAAAAUCACCCCCAAAUUUCUCCGACAGAAUCGCGAAACCGACGGGCGACGUGAUCGUCUGGCCCAAGCCGCUAGAGAUUCCGUAUCAAGCAAAAGUUGCUAAUUUCGUGAAAUUGGUCGGAUUCGUGAAGGCUCCUGUUCAAUUCGACACUUUUCCCGGCGGGAAGCAUUAUGCUUCAACCGCCAUUUCUCAGGAAAUCGGCGGUGGAAAUGUUCCUCUGUUGAUCCCCGUUGUGUUUGAGGGCGAUUUGGCGCACGUUGUGGCCGGCCACGUGAAGCAGAACGACUGCGUCCUCGUGUCCGGGCAGCUGAGCUCGGAUCCGCUGCUGCCGCGCUUUGCGAAGAGCGAUGGUUGGGGAAAGCUUCAUAUUUUGGGGGGAAAUCUCAAUUUUGUCGAAGGGUUUGCGAAAGGGGGUUUUGUGAAGAAUGUGGUGGAGGGAGCUGUUGAUGAGAAGUUUGAUCAGCAGUGGGAGAAGGCGGUGGAAGAUGCCAAAGUGGAGAGAUUUUCGGGUGAGGCGAAUUGGGGGUCGGGUUCUGUGAAGGUGGAGUCGAAUGCGGGGGCAAUGCCGGGAUCUGGUGAGGUGAAACUAGAGAAGAAGAGAGAUUGGGAUAGGGGUUUGGAUUUGUGGAGGGAUCUUGUGAAGAACUCCUUGCUUUGGUGGGAUUAUCGGGAUCAGAAGGUGAAGGGGAUGGUUAAGGAGAAACAUCCCGAUUUUAAGCACAAGGAGACCGGUGAUGGGCUGUGGGUCGACAGUGCUCCGAAGUGGGUGCUGCCGGGAAUUGGGAAGUUGGAAUUUGAUGUUCCGGUUGUGAAGGUGAAGUUCGUGCGCGGAGCAGGGUAUGGUGGUGGUGAGAGGAAGGGUAGUGGUAAGGAUGAGGAUUCUUGGAAAGACUUGGUGGAGAAUCCUAGUAAAUGGUGGGAUAAUAGGGCAAACAAGCAAAACCCCAAAUGGCCCGACUUUAAGCAUAAAGAGACGCAGAAGGCGUUGUGGCUUAGCGGUUCACCAGAAUGGGUGUUGUCUAAGUUGCCACCAUCAACAUGAUUAGUAGAUUGUUUUGUGCUUGUGUGAUGAAGUUGAUGCUUAAGCUAGAUGGAUAUUGGUGCAUAUUAAGCUUUUCUUACUGGUAAUUGCUUAGUGUUGAGAAUUUGAUGCUAUGAAUGUUCAAUGAUUUGGUCUUUUAGAUAGCUGAGAAAUCUAAAUCCAAGAAUGUGUCUUCUUCGUGGGAAUUGAUAUGAUCUGCCAUGUUUUGAUCUUGAAUGAUCGUGUAAUGACUAAUGAGUUAUCAGCUAUCAUCUUUAGCAGAUGGUUGUCUUUUACUACUUUUUUAGAAAUCUUAUUGAUUUGUGGUU
Molecule: messenger RNA, 1527 nt
Organism: Salvia hispanica
Lineage: Eukaryota; Viridiplantae; Streptophyta; Magnoliopsida; Lamiales; Lamiaceae
Product: protein OSB2, chloroplastic-like
Biological process (GO): positive regulation of helicase activity; mitochondrial DNA replication
Cellular component (GO): mitochondrial nucleoid
Molecular function (GO): single-stranded DNA binding
Source: RefSeq, a predicted model, not a curated record